AUGAUUGUCACUGGUGAUCAUGUUGGCACCCACAUCGAUGCGCUCUAUCACGUCGGGAACAAGGGAGUCCUCUAUGACGGGAUUGAUGCCGCUGAAGCGUGCAAGGGCGGGCACUUCAACGUGCUAGGAGCGGAAACCAUUGAACCUAUGGUAUGUAGGGGCGUCUUUCUGGACAUACCAGCGUUGAAAGGCACUACGCGACUCGAACCUGUCGCAUAUCUGGGAGAAGCUACUGGCGUCCCCGGAGUGGGUGAGAGCGGUGGCAAAUGGUCGGCCUCUCAUGGAGUUCGAGCCACUGGAGGGGACACCAUUGCAUUUGAUAGGGUCCAACUAGGGCCCAAUUUCAAACAGAGACCUUGCCAUGGGAUUUUCCUCUGGGAAAAUGGGAUUCACAUCAUUGAAGUCAUGGACUUGGAAGAGCUGUCGCGGGAGAAAGUCAAGGAAUUUCUGUUUAUUCUCUCCCCACUCAAGCUUUUCGGCGCCACUGGAUCUCCUGUUCGUCCUCUAGCAGUGGUAAAUGUAUAA
This is a messenger RNA of Rhinocladiella mackenziei CBS 650.93, 525 nucleotides long. RefSeq lists its product as uncharacterized. The record is from RefSeq and is a predicted model, not a curated record. Gene Ontology annotation, molecular function: arylformamidase activity. Lineage: Eukaryota; Fungi; Ascomycota; Eurotiomycetes; Chaetothyriales; Herpotrichiellaceae. The coding region runs from base 1 to 525 and encodes 174 amino acids. The transcript has a single exon.